AUUCCAGAAAUCUCCGCACACACACCACUACCAUUCAUUUCCUCUGCUCUUCUUCUUCUUCUUCUUCACCGCCGGAAAAAAUGGCGACGGGCUGCGACGUGAAACUAAUCGGUGCGUGGGCGAGCCCAUUCGUGAUGCGUCCUCGCAUCGCUCUUAAUCUCAAAUCCGUCCGCUACGAGUUCCUCGAGGAGACAUUCGGAUCCAAGAGCGAGCUUCUUCUCAAAUCCAACCCUGUCCACAAGAAGAUCCCGGUUCUGAUCCACGCCGAUAAACCUGUUUGCGAGUCGCUCAUCAUCGUGCAGUACAUCGACGAGGCUUGGAGCUCAUCUGGACCGUCUCUCCUCCCUUCGGAUCCGUACGACCGAGCCGUUGCUCGCUUUUGGGCUGCUUACAUUGAUGAAAAAUGGUUUCCCUCCAUAAGAGAGAUCUCGAAGGCUUCGGGAGAAGAAGCGAAGAAAGCAGCGAUAUCUCGAGCUGAAGAAGGGACGGGGCUCGUGGAGAAGGCGUUCGUGGAGUGCAGCAGAGGAAAACCUUUCUUCAAUGGCGACAAUGUCGGGUAUCUCGACAUAGCCGUGGGCUCGUUCCUGGGUUGGUUGAGGGUGACCGAGCUGAUGUCGGGUCAUAAACUGUUGAACGAAACCAACACUCCAUCCCUGACCAAAUGGGCAGAGAGGUUCUGCAAUGAUUCCGCUGUGAAACCUGUCAUGCCCGAGACGGAGAAGCUCGCUGAUUUCGCCAAGAAAAUAUUCUCGAAGCCUCCUCCUCCUUCUGCAUGAGGCGACGCUCCUAACCUGCUUUAUAUGUUUCGUAUGAAAUAAAGGAUUCGGGUAUCUGGCAACUAUUUCUGUGGGUUUUCUUUGAAUUCGAGCAGAGAUCAAGCAAGAAUGGGGUUUGAGAUGGUUCUUUGUGUGAUUGCUUGUAUCUUUGCUUGGUGAAAUAAAAAAUUUCAAUCGAUGCGUAGUAGACAUGUUA
Tarenaya hassleriana is the source of this 972-nucleotide messenger RNA. RefSeq names its product glutathione S-transferase U17. Bases 81 to 776 code for a protein of 231 amino acids. NCBI's taxonomy places the organism in Eukaryota, Viridiplantae, Streptophyta, Magnoliopsida, Brassicales, Cleomaceae. The transcript has 2 exons. Gene Ontology annotation, cellular component: cytoplasm. The record is from RefSeq and is a predicted model, not a curated record. Gene Ontology annotation, molecular function: glutathione transferase activity. Gene Ontology annotation, biological process: glutathione metabolic process.